This is a messenger RNA of Rhineura floridana, 8046 nucleotides long. It is a transcript of the gene EPS15L1, whose product is annotated as epidermal growth factor receptor pathway substrate 15 like 1. The record is from RefSeq and is a predicted model, not a curated record. Gene Ontology annotation, biological process: endosomal transport; endocytosis. Lineage: Eukaryota; Metazoa; Chordata; Lepidosauria; Squamata; Rhineuridae. Gene Ontology annotation, molecular function: cadherin binding; calcium ion binding. The transcript has 24 exons. Bases 92 to 2866 code for a protein of 924 amino acids. Gene Ontology annotation, cellular component: plasma membrane; clathrin coat of coated pit; cytoplasm.
CUGGGCGGCGCUUCCUCGCUUGGCCGGCGGGUGGCGCUGCGGCGCCCUCUGGCCACGCCCCUCGGCCCGCCCUCCCGGGAGGAGGAGGAAGAUGGCGGCGCUCGGCCCCCUCGGUGGAGGUGGCGGCGGCGGAGCGCAGCUGUCGGCCGGAACUCCCCUGUACGAGGUGUACUACAAGCAGGUGGAUCCAGCCUGCACAGGGCGAGUCGGGGCCAGCGAUGCUGCCCUCUUCCUCAAAAAAUCGGGUCUCGCAGACAUUAUUCUUGGAAAAAUAUGGGAUUUAGCUGAUCCGGAGGGCAAAGGUUUCCUAGACAAACAGGGCUUCUUCAUCGCGCUGAAGCUCGUAGCCUGUGCGCAGAGCAGCCAUGACGUUGCCCUCGCCAACCUGAGUCUGACUCUGCCUCCCCCCAAAUUCCACGACAGCACAAGCCCCUUGAUGGUCUCUUCGUCCUCGGAGGCUCACUGGGCCGUCAGGGUGGAGGAGAAAGCCAAAUUUGAUGGUAUUUUCGAAAGCCUCUUGCCCGUUAACGGUUUGCUGUCGGGGGACAAAGUGAAGCCCGUAUUGAUGAACUCUAAGUUACCUCUUGAUAUCCUGGGAAAGGUCUGGGAUCUCAGCGAUAUUGACAAAGACGGGCACCUUGACAGAGACGAGUUUGCUGUGGCGAUGCACCUUGUCUACCGCGCCCUUGAGAAGGAGCCCGUCCCCUCCGUGUUGCCUCCGCCCCUCAUCCCACCUUCCAAGCGGAAGAAGGUGCCUGUUUUGCCCGGUGCUGUGCCCGUCCUCCCAGCCAGCCCUCCCCCCAAGGACAGCCUGCGCUCCACCCCCUCGCAUGGCAGCGUCACUAGCCUCAACAGCACGGGGAGCUUGUCGCCCAAACACAGCCUCAAGCAAACACAGCCGUCCGCAAACUGGGUGGUGCCACUGACAGACAAGGCUCGCUACGAUGAGAUUUUCUUGAAGACGGACUUAGACCUGGACGGCUUUGUGAGUGGAUUGGAGGUGAAGGACAUAUUUAUACAUUCAGGGCUGUCCCAGAGCAUCCUGGCGCACAUCUGGGCCUUGGCCGACACCAGGCAGAUGGGGAAGCUGGACAAGGACCAGUUCGCCCUGGCCAUGCACCUCAUCCAGCAGAAGGUCAGCAAAGGCAUCGACCCUCCGCAGGUGCUCUUGCCGGACAUGAUCCCCCCGGCGGAAAGGACCACGCCUGUCCAGGACAGCUCAAGUUCUGUCGGGUCGGGGGAAUUCACCGGGGUGAAAGAGCUGGAUGACAUCAGCCAGGAGAUUGCCCAGCUGCAGAGAGAGAAAUUUUCUCUUGAGCAAGAGAUCCGGGAAAGGGAAGGAGCGAUCCGACAGAAAACCAAUGAAGUUCAGGAGCUGCAGAACGAUUUGGACCGAGAAACCAGCAGCUUGCAGGAACUGGAGGCUCAGAAGCAGGAUGCGCAGGGCCGGCUGGACGAGAUGGAUCAGCAGAAGGCCAAGUUGAAAGACAUGCUGAGCGAUGUUCGGCAGAAGUGCCAGGAGGAGACGCAAGUGAUCUCAUCGUUAAAAAUGCAGAUUCAGUCCCAGGAAUCGGAUCUGAAAUCUCAGGAAGACGACAUCAACAGAGCAAAGUCUGAGCUGAACCGGCUACAGCAAGAGGAGACCCAGCUGGAACAAAGCAUCCAGGCUGGGAAAGUUCAGCUGGAAACUAUCAUCAAGUCUCUGAAGUCCACUCAGGAAGAAAUCAAUCAGGCGAGGAACAAGCUGUCCCAGUUGCAAGAGGGCCACCAGGAAGCCAGCCGGAGCAUUGAGCAGUACAACGAAGCCUUGAAUGGGGUCCUUGGCGGUAGCAUGACCAACUUGGCCAACUUGAACGAGGGGAACCCCCAGAGAGACCGGGGCAGGUUUGGGACCUCGCAGGACGAUCCGUUCAAGAACAAAGCUCUGAUGUUCAGCAGUGCCACCCAAGAGCUUCAUACAGACCCUUUCCAGGCAGAAGACCCCUUCAGGUCAGACCCCUUCAAAGGAGCAGACCCCUUCAAAGGCAGUGACCCGUUUCAGAAUGACCCCUUUGCAGAACAGCCCCCCGCAGCAGGAGCCACAGAUCCCUUUGGAGGUGACCCAUUUAAGGAAAGUGACCCAUUUCGGGCUCCUGCGCCAGAGGAUUUCUUUAAGAAGCCUGAGAAAAGUGAUCCUUUUACUUCAGAUCCGUUCUCAAAAAACCCCACGCUGCCCUCGAAACCAAACUUCUUUGAGAACAGCGAUCCUUUCCAGUCGUCCAGCAUCUCCUCUUCGAAGGGGCCAGAUCCUUUUGGGACGCUGGACCCCUUUGGCAGCAGCGCUUUCAACAACGGCGGCAGCAGCGAAGGCUUUGCCGAUUUCAGCCGGAUGUCUAAGCCUCCGGCUUCUGAUCCGUUCUCCUCCUCUUUUGGCGGCUCUGCUUUCUCGGACGACCCUUUUAAGAGUAAAGUAGAGACUCCUGCCCUCCCGCCAAAGAGAAACAUGCCUCCGAGGCCCAAACCGCCCAGUGGUAAAACUCCUCCUGUCAGCCAAGUCGGGUCUUCUGAUUUUGACAAGCCCCCUGAUCCAUUUCAGCCGUUUGGGGCUGACAGCAGUGACCCGUUUCAGAGUAAAAAGGGGUUUGGGGACCUAUUUAGGGGAAGAGACCUCUUUCCUUCCUCCUCUUCGAGUAAACCUUCCAAAGACUCUUCCAUGGGGUUUGCUGACUUCAGCUCUCUCGGCAAUGAAGAGCGGCAGCUGGCCUGGGCAAAGCGCGAGAGCGAGAAGGCAGAGCAGGAGCGGCUGGCGCGGCUGAGGAGGCGGGAGCAGGAAGACCUAGAGCUGGCCAUCGCCCUCAGCAAGGCUGACAUGCCGACGACCUCGUGAAAGGCCAGGGUGCCGCCAGCCCAGUGGAGCCGUCUCUGGGGGUACCUCUUCUAGAUUCUUGCUCUUCCCCAAACCCUCCUCCACAACAGCCCCCCUGCCCCCUGUUUUUCAUAUGACGAAGUAAAUUGCCUAACGGGACCGUGUUGGGGGGGCUUCCCAGCUCCUCCUGGCAAAGGACACAGCCCUUUGAAAAGAACUUGCACAGGUUGAAAUGUCUGCUUGCAAGCCACAUAAUUUGCAGUGGCCCGGCUGGGCGGGGUCUGCUCUCCCUCCCCCCGCUCUGCCACUGGAGAAACUGCAGAGAAGCUCUUACCCCUCGUGAACUCACACUUGCCCUCAGUCUGUAUUUGCCUUUGCUGCCCCCCAAAAAGAUUUGUAGCCUAAACACCACCAUUCUGGAUGCUGCCACUUGCUCACUCCUGACUUUAAGAAAAAGAAAAGUGUCAUAUUCAUAAAGUGAUCACUUUGCUUUCAUUUUGCCGUUACUAAGUCUCUUUCAGUUUCCUUCCUUUGGCCAGGUUUCUUGCUUAUCUUAAGAGAGGAUUAUCUUCUCCCCUCCCUCCCCAUUCAUAUAUGAGAGGCUUGGGUCUUGCAGGAUUGUGCCACCACUUCAAAGCCUUGGAUUGUGGAAUGCCCAUCCAUCCAUAAGCUUGCCCUGCACGUAGAAAGCUAGCAUUUCGAGGAGAAGGGGUCUGAGCCAACUUCCCCCCCCAUAGUGUGAUGGGGGGGGGAGCGGCAAGAGAUGUGGCCAGUUAUGCCUUUUGCAACAUAUUGUGUGGCGUCCUUUUACCUCUGCAGCCUGGAAAAAAAAAACCCGUUUGUAAUACUCUUUUUGAUUGCCCAGGAAAACUAGCUUCUAACGGCUUGCUCUGAAUCCUCCGAAGGGAGCGUAACCAACACCAAUUCAUAUUGAAACCAGGGGAAACUAAAUACGUUGUGGGUAAGGGCAGGUCAGCUCUCCCUCUCUCUUUCUCGGUAUUUUGCCUGAAAAACAAACAACAUCCUGGAAAGCCUUGUAAUGCUUUUGUGCAUUUGCAUACAGUAUGUUGAUUUUUGCGGACAUAAUUUGCAUAUUUUGUUUUGGUGGGGCAAGUUGAGUGAGGCUGGCAGACGCCACACUUGGGGCUGUGGGCUGUUUCCUUUGGGACGUGGCAUUGCCUUUCCCCAUCUUCCUCCCCCGCCUUGGACUCUGUGUGCGCGCCUGUCUCUGUGCAUGGUCCCGCUGGGCAGCUCCGCCUUGUGCAGGGUGGGUGGGCUGUCUGUUCCUGGGGUGGGGGGCACCUGUGAGGCAGCUCCUCGUCCUGCAAACAUGGCUCAGUGGACUUCUCCUGAUGCCAGGUGAGGGCAGGGGCACUCCCAACACGCAGAAGGAAAGUCCAGUUGGGUAUCCCUCCCUCCUCCCCAGGCGUCAGCAGCAGAGCCCCCUUUUCCCCAGGGGGUACAGACCUCUGGCCUCUUUGGGAGCUGGGGCUUCCCACACCCUGUUGUGGGGCCUGCAGUCCAGAGAGGGGCUGCUGGUGUGCUUCGCUCAGUCUUGCUGUCUUGUCCUUGCAUUGCCUUGCUUUGUUUUUUCCGUGUUCUUGGAGAGGUUGUGUCUGGGUCUGUCGACCUUUGCUGGCCUGUUUGUGUCCAGGGCUGACGCUGCCUUUGGGGCUGAGCACUCCCCUCCUUCCAGCUCUCCCUCCCUUCUCCUCUUGUCUGGCUGGGCACUGUCCUUGGAUUUCUGCCCUGACUUUGCCAUCCUCUUGGGGGUGGGGGGUGGGAGGCUUCUCUCACCUCCUUGCUCUGACUGCAGGGACCAGCUGCAGCUUCUGAGCCGGCUUGUCCAUCCUGCCACCCGUCCUCAGACCAAGCAAUAUCAGGGCCACCCUUGCCUGCGUUGUGCCUGGCCAGCGAAGACAUCCUGCAUCCGCCACUCGGGCAGGAGAGGCCCAGACACAGAAGCACCCAAAGAUUUCAGAUGCCCCCUUGAAUCCACCAGGUCCUUGGGGUGUGGGGCUCAGCCAAGUGAUCAAGGUUGAAUGUUGAGGCUCCAGGGUAAAGGCGGGCCUUCCACGUCUGGCUGAUCUGCGGAUUGAGGAAAGGGCCGUGCAGCGCACCUGACCACCUCUGGCGACGCAGCGAGAGCCAAAUCUCGGCCUUCCUCCUUGUGGAUCCCCUUCAGCCUGCAAAUAAGAUGUGUGUUCAAGUCUGUAGAUACGUUAUCAUUAUUACCAUUAUUCUUUUUUUUUACACGUGUAAAAAUCUGUCCUACACCUUAACUGCCUCUUGGGCACCCUCCCAUCACUUAGCCCAGGCCCGUCUUUGUGCGCGCGCUUGCAUACGCACACAGAGUUGGGGAAUUCCUGCAGCCCUAUUUGUGGCUCCCUGUUAUGGGAUGUAAUUAUAUAUUGUACAUACAGAAAUAGUAUAUAGUUUGUGUGUGUGUAUUUGUGUAUAUUUACUCCAUAGAUCUGGGAGCAAAAGAACAAUUCUUGUAGUUAGAAUUUCAAGAUCCUGCAAAGGGCAGGGAGUCUCUCUCUCACCUCAAAUCCUGCCAAAUGCUUCUCAAGUACAGGGAAGAGGGAAGGGUCCCUGCGCACCCUUGCAUGGACAGAUGGACAGACAACACCUUUCCCGUAAUUGUACUCGCCUCUGGCGAUGCAUACCCUUCUCAGUUGCUCUUCGGGCGGGGGACUCUUCAUCCUAGGUCUGUCUGUUUGUGUUUUGAGUUUUUUGUUUCCUUUACUGCUGGCAAAAUUGGCUACAUGAGGAGGAAGAGGAAUGUUCUGCCUUUUACAUGGAAGAAAAUGAGUCUGAUAACCCCACCAUGAAGCCCCCAGAAUUACUUGUAGCAACCGCUUGGAGGGAUGGGCAAAACUGCCACCGGGGUGGGGGGCUGCCAGUCAGGAAGGUCACUGAACAGCAACGAGGCUUGCAAAAGCCCUCCUUGGCAUGACUCCAGGGUCACAUCCACACUAUCCAUUGACAACAGUCUCAUAGCGCUUGAACAGUCAUAGAGAAUCCUGGGAACUGUAGCUUGUUAAGGGUACUGGGAACUGUAGCUCUGCGAGGUCAGCAAACUAUAGUACCCAGGAUUCUUUGGGAGAAGCCGUGACUGUUAAAGAGUGGGUGGGUGUGGAUGUGACGCUUGUCUCAGUUGCUAGCGUCUCCACUGCUGAUGCGCCUGGGGAGCUGUUCCCCUCCCCCAAGCCCCCACUCUGUUUAUUUGUUUUUUAAUUUUUUGAAAUUCAUUUUCAGUGAAUAAAUUUCCCCCAAAGUGGGGGCGAGGGAACCAAAAAACAACAACCCAAAUACAUGUUGAAGCAUCAGAAAAUAAAUUACACUGCAUUUACACCUUUUUCCUUCUAGGUUACAAAUAAAAUAAAGGUAUACUGAGGGCACAGUAUCCUGCUCAGAAGGGAUGUAAGGGAAAUUGCUCCCAUUGCCAAACCCCAUUAUCAUGUGUAAAACAUUGCCACAUCAAGAAUUCUAAACACGAAGCGACCCGUCUGGAGGAUUUCUGUUGUUCUCUGUAUGAUUCACACAGUUGAUAAACUCAAACCAGUCUCCAAUAGAUUAGUCCUCCUUCACCUGGCCAUGGUGAGCUUUCAGAUUUUUGGUGAUUUUUUUCUGCCACACUUUAUUAUGGUCACAGUAGGUUAAAUUGGGUCCCUUCCGUCCAGUGUUUGGCCACUGUUCAUCCGGCUGACGUGAGCAGUUGCCGCAGAAGCUGUUUACAUUUAAGGUCAGCACUGCUGCCAAUAAACAAAUCCCGAAGUGCCAGUUGGGGAGUUCUGUCCAGUGGCUGAGCGACGUUUUUUUUGCAGUUAGUCAAAAGCACUCACCACAUGUGAAAAAAUAUGCCUCUCUUCUUGCACCGUCGCCAGCAUAGAGGAGAGGCAGCAAAAGAAAUGCAGGAUAGCUGCACUGGCGUCAUGUGCCACCUGUGGGCUAGUUUUAGCAUACUGUAUGUUUCUUGAUCUGUGUGACUGGCAUUUGAAGUGUGGGUUUAGUCCACCAUUUGAUCCACUCCUGUGGGUCAGUUUCCGCUCUGAAAUCGGCUUCCCACAAUUUCUGGCCUGCAUCCUAUAGAGUGAGGACUUUUGCUGUCUCCUUGUGUACAUGCAACGGGGUGGACCGCUGCCCUCCAGAGCAGAAGCCCUCCAGUUUUGUCUUGUGUACUGUGUGUGUGUGCAUGUGCCUAUCCUUAUUUGUGCCUCACACCCUUCAGCCUCCGCCCCCAAGCUGAGGUCCCAGCCAGCUCUUGCCAUUAUAGAUGUGCCAUGUUCUGGCUGGGGAGGGAGGGGACCCCCCUUUCUACCUUUCACUGGUUGUUAAGAGACUAUAUCCUGGUUUCUGUCCACGGUUCCUUCUUCCUCUUCCACAGACCCACAAAGGCACGUGUUGUCCUUAAUCUGUGCUGAAAUAGCUUGUUGAUUGGGGCAACCCCUGUAGCCCAAUCGUGCUCUUUGCUCACCUUUUACAAAGACGGCUGCCCUUUUCCUCCACACACUCUUUCGUCCUCUGUGACAGAGGAGAUCCCCCUCUCUGGAACCCAAUAUAGACCCCCCCCAUUUAAGUUGGUCAUGCCCAUUUGAUUUCAGCGCCUCUCCCCUCAAGUCUGCUGGAUAUGUACAACCCAGCGAGGUCUUGAGUUCUUUUUCUUAAAACAAGCUGCUGUCUUGCAGUGUUGUCUGCUUCUCUUUGGGUAGGAGCAAUGGUUUGGGUGGGCGGGCUUCUCUUUGCCCUCCUCUCCCUGGUUUAGGAGUAGUAAACCUUGCCGAGAGGGGCCGGCCACUGUGCCAUGCCCUACUUGGCACCAGGAGGGUCACCCUGAUGGGCUCUCAAAGGUGGCAAAUGCAUGGUGAGUGGCUGGGAGGGGAAGUUUCAAACACAGUUUGGUGGGGGUGGGUGGGCAGGGUGUUCUGCUGCUGAGGGCACAAAGAGCAAGCAUGUUCUUCAGAUCCUGGCUGUGUUGACCCCCUCCCCCCACCAAAUCUAGUGGGGAGAAGAGCCUCCCAGAGGCUGGCAAAUGUAUAUCCAAACAUGCACGUGAGUGUAUCGUCUAACAAAACGGGGUGGUGGUGGUGUGCCGGGGUGUUUGAAUGUUAACCCAUGCUCUGUGUUCAUUGUUUAAUAUAAGAGAAAUGUUAUUGUUUAAUAUAAUAAAUGAAAAGGUUACUUAUUUUGGAGCAUUU